GUGUGCUAUUGUAAACUCCUUCACCAUCUGACCAAGACGUUUCCUAAUGACCAGCUACAUCAAUCUGGCUUUAUCCCAUUCUCAUUCCAUAAGCAAUGGUAGGGCUGCAACAUCAUGAAAUUAAUUCCUAGAAGUCACAAAACAAGAUUUUGACAAGAGGGGAUGUCCUUCAUUUAGAGUUUCCUUCUGGAUAAGAUACUGGGGACUUGUUGCAGGGAAUUCUUGAGAGAAAACAAAAGGAGGAUGAGGGAUUGUGAUGGGUCCCCCCCCACCAAAGAAAAAUAUCAAUAGCCCUGUUGACAGUGUAAAACAGUGUUUCUAUCUGGGGUCAGGGCCAGAGCAAGGGAUACCGUAUCCCACUCAUCCUCUUCCUCUGAUAAAGCCCCAGCCAGUACUGCAAAGUCUUUUUUCAGAAGAGCCUAGCGGCCUUUUUUUAAAAAGUGCUUGAAAAAGAAAGGGACAAAGGACAACUGGAAUUAAGAGGAUUUCCAAUCUGUUCUGGUGGCUGGUCCAGAAGGAUGCUUCAGUCCCUGCUUCUCACCUGCCUCUUCAUCACAAUGAUACCUGCAUCACCAGUGGCCCUAGAUCCUUGCUCUGCUUACAUCAGUUUGAAUGAGCCGUGGAGGAACACUGACCAUCAGUUCGAUGAGUCUCAAGGAUCCCCUCUUUGUGACAACCACGUGGAUGGGGAGUGGUACCGCUUCACGGGCAUGGCAGGGGAUGCCAUGCCCACCUUUUGCAUACCAGAAAACCACUGUGGAACCCAUGCCCCCAUCUGGCUCAAUGGCAGCCACCCUCUAGAAGGUGAUGGCAUCGUGCAACGCCAGGCCUGUGCCAGCUUCAACGGGAACUGCUGUCUCUGGAACACCACGGUGGAGGUCAAGGCUUGCCUGGGAGGCUACUAUGUGUACCGUCUGACCAAGCCCAGUGUCUGCUUUCAUGUCUACUGUGGUCAUUUUUAUGACAUCUGCGACGAGGACUGCCAUGGCACCUGCAUGGACGCCAGUGAGUGCACAUGCUCUCCAGGGACAGUGCUAGGCCCCGACAGGCAGACAUGCUUCGAUGAAAAUGAAUGUGAGCAAAACAAUGGUGGCUGCAGUGAGAUCUGUGUAAACUUGAAAAAUUCGUAUCGCUGCGAGUGUGCGGUUGGCCGUGUGCUAAGAAGUGAUGGCAAGACAUGUGAAGACGUUGAAGGAUGUCACAGUAACAACGGUGGUUGCAGUCACCUUUGCCUCGUGUCCGGGAAGGGCUACCAGUGUGAAUGUCCCCGGGGCUUGGUGCUCUCUGAGGAUAACCAUACAUGCCAAGUCCCCGUGUUGUGCAAGUCGAAUACCAUUGAAGUGAGCAUCCCCAGGGACCUGGUUGGCGGUCUGGAGCUCUUCCUGACCAACACCUCCUGCAGAGGAGUGUCCAAUGGCACCCACGUCAACAUCCUCUUCUCCCUCAAGACGUGUGGCACGGUGGUUGAUGUGGUAAAUGACAAGAUUGUGGCAAGCAACCUUGUGACAGGCCUACCCAAGCAGACCCCAGGAAGCAGCGGGGACAUCAUCAUCCGAACCAGUAAAGUGCUGAUCCCAGUGACCUGCGAGUUUCCACGCCUGUACACCAUUUCAGAAGGGUACGUUCCCCACCUUCGAAAUACCCCCCUGGAAAUCAUGAGCCGCAGCCAUGGAAUCUUCCCAUUCACUCUGGAGAUCUUCAAGGACAAUGAGUUUGAAGAGCCCUACCGGGAAGCUUUGCCCACCCUCAAGCUUCGAGACUCCCUCUACUUUGGCAUUGAGCCUGUGGUGCACGUGAAUGGCUUAGAAAGCCUGGUAGAGAGCUGCUUUGCCACCCCAACCUCCAAGAUCGACGAGAUCCUGAAGUACUACCUCAUCCAGGAUGGUUGUGUUUCAGAUGACUCCGUGAAGCAGUACACGGCCCGGGACCACCUAGCAAAGCACUUCCAGGUCCCAGUCUUCAAGUUUGUGGGCAAAGACCACAAGGAAGUGUUUCUGCACUGCCAGGUUCUUGUCUGUGGACGGCUGGAUGAGCAUUCCCGCUGUGCCCAGGGCUGCCACCGGCGAGUACGUCGUGAGGCAGUGGAAGGAGAGGAUACAGCUGGUCCCCAGAGCCAGAUGCUGACAGGUGGCCCGAUCAGGAUCGACUGGGAGGACUAGGACCGCCCCACACCUGACUCCUGGCUCUGGGUUGCCCUCCUCUUUAGAACUUCUCCCCACUGAGAACAUCAGUCAAUACCCUAGAACACGGCAUUCUUUAAACCUCAUACUGUGGGCUUAGACAGACUUCCAGAACGGACUUAUUCUGAUUCGGGCCCCUGGACUGGGAAAAGUCACUUCACUGCUGACUGACCUGACCCACAUGGGGCUUCAUCCUCCUGACGUUGAAAGCUGCACUGUCCAUUCCGAAAGCAGCUCAUUCCAUUUCCCACGUUUCCUCCCUACAAUAAAACACCCAGUGUAGGAUACAAUAGAACCACUACAACCAAAAGUUGGGCAUGAUACUACAAACUACAAACUUAAAAUAAAUUAAAUAGUUGCUUGAAAUUAUGACUUAAAUACCCAAUAACUCCUUAAGUAUGUAAAUAAUAAUUAUACCCUGAAAUUUCGAUUCAAGCACAGAAUAUUUACAGGGGAUUAGGAAGUUUAUCGAUGGAAGUGUGUACUAAAAGUUACUAUUUGAUUUUCCUCUUGCAUGAUGUUUUCUUUUUUGAAGUUUUUAUACCAUCUUAAGUGAAAUGUUUUCAAUUAAAUUUAUUAACAUGGGGGGCACCUGGGUGGCGCAGUGUGUUAAGCAUCCGACUC
Molecule: messenger RNA, 2804 nt
Organism: Lutra lutra (Eurasian river otter)
Lineage: Eukaryota; Metazoa; Chordata; Mammalia; Carnivora; Mustelidae
Gene: OIT3
Product: oncoprotein induced transcript 3
Exons: 9
Coding region: 519-2159 (546 amino acids)
Molecular function (GO): calcium ion binding
Source: RefSeq, a predicted model, not a curated record